This is a messenger RNA of Stylonychia lemnae, 1257 nucleotides long. The record is from the annotation of a GenBank genome assembly. Lineage: Eukaryota; Ciliophora; Spirotrichea; Sporadotrichida; Oxytrichidae.
AUGAACUUCGAUGUAGACUCAAUGGAGGAAUGUCUGGCAUCCAAGAUUUCCAGGCAUUAGUUCAGGGAUAGGGAUAAACAGAAGGAGAUGAGUGAUAAGGAGUUUAAGAUCAGUAAUUUCGAAACUACAGUAGAAAGGAUAGAAAGAAUUUAAGACGAAAACUAAAAAGCUUUUUUACUUGGCAAAUAUAUUAAGAAAGACUCGGGAUUUGAUUUAAGAAAGGAUGAUAAAACAAUAACUGAUCUCAGAGGCAUUUAGCAUCAAGCAAGAAAUGAACUUGAGAGAAUUAAAGAUAUAAUAAAGUCCAGAAGGAAAUUUGAUAGGGAAGGUUUUAACUUAGACAUUCUAAAUUCGACUAACAUUUUCAGAUAAAAUGACCCCGUACCUCAAUAAACAAUAAUAAAAAAUAAGAAUUACUUUGCUCGAGCAAGUCUAUCCCAAGUUGCUGAUUCGUUACAGUUGGAUAUUGAUAAAAUUGUUUAGAAGCAAGAACCUUAUUAUUAGCAUGAUUUUAAGCAAGAUCUCUCUCAAAGAAUCUCACCAAAGUUAUCUCAAAGCUAUCAAGUCAUCGAUUAGCUGAGUGAGACUUAAGCUAUAAACAAAAGUAUAUUAUUAAACAAGGCAGCAAUAAAUAUGAAGUACAGCAAAUUAUUCUUACCCAGAAAUACUGCUAAUAACACUCCUAGAUAUGAACCUAUAGUCGAAAAUACUAUGAUAAUUACAGAUACAACUAAAUUCUCGAAUAGGAAUUAUGAGAGUUUUGACAAAUACUAAUAAUUGACUCAGCUAGCUUAAGAAAAGAUAGUCUAUCAGCCAAGUCUAGCAUCAAAAGAUUCAAUAGUAGCAACUAAUUCUUCCUUAUCACCUAGAGAAAACAGAGAUAGUAAAUAACAAUAAUAGAGACCAAUUAGAAAAAGUAACCUGAGGAACCAUAAACUUUAAAAGAGUGUUCAACUUCCAAAGUCUAAGAAUAAUUUAAUUAGACCUAGUGUCAGAUACAAUGAAUCAUCAAUGAACUUGAGCGAUAUUUCAAAAAUUAAUUCUGGGAUGGAUGUUUCGAAAUUAUCAAAUCAAGAGGCAAAUGCCUAUAUUAAAAUUGAAUAGUAAGAUGAAAAACCUAAGAAGUCUCCUUCACCUUAGCUGAGCAAGAACUUUUUUGAUCAUAAUAAGUUGUACCUAAAGCCCCUUUAGCACCAAGUAAUGCCCAAUCCUUCGCCCAGAAGUUCUUUCAGAAUUUUAAUGCCCUCUAAAAUUUGA